GCUCUCACCAUAUUUAGCCAGUCAGAGCCCCCGAGGAGGCGAGCGAGUCGGUGCUUGAAAACCGGCCUGGAAAAGCAACAAAAACGGUUUCUGGACUUGACAUCUUGACAACGCUCAGCGACGAGAUAAAGUGUCGGGAAAAAACAACAACCUGAGACAUUUUAACAGCUAUUUGGUUUGUUGAGAACAGCCGCGUUUCGGAUGGGAAUUUCGGCUAAGCGAGCUGGCUGGCUGGCUAGCUAAGUUAGCAUGGCACCAAGCUAGCUAAACUUUUAGCUACUUCGCGAGCGCAGACGCGAGUCAUUCUUGUCACGAACAAAUUUUUUUUUUUUUUUUUUUUUUGAAUAAAUAAAAAAAUGUUUUCCUCUGUUUGUUGUUCUGGGUAGUUGAGCCAAAUUUUCUGGACGUUAGACUAUCCUCCGACAAGCUACCGUGUACAGUUAGCUAGCGCCGUCGUUCUGUCAGGGCAAGCGGUGAAGAGUGACCGAGCGUCCGUGGUCGAGUCGCGGGGAGACGGAAGAGCCCCUGACGCCCGGGGCGGCCCCUCUCGCCCCGCGAGUAACGCCAUUUCUAACCGCAUUUCUGGACGAGAAUCUUUACAGAUAGUACAUUUGGGUUGUACCUGGGAUUUUCCUUGGAUUUUUCUCUCGGGAAACCGGAGUUUUCUUCUUCUGUGAGCCGGGGAAGGAACCGGACAGAGAGCCUCAUGAAUGGAAAUCGGAACUUCAGGAGUCGUUGGGGCCCAGUCCCUGUUCUCCAUGCCCCGGAGGCCUGGCUAUGGCACCAUGGGGAAGCCCAUCAAGCUGCUGGCCAACUGCUUCCAGGUGGAGAUCCCCAAGAUGGACGUCUACCUCUACGAGGUGGACAUUAAACCUGAGAAGUGCCCACGCAGAGUCAACAGAGAGGUGGUGGACUCCAUGGUGCAGCACUUUAAGGUGACCAUCUUCGGGGAUCGCCGGCCGGUCUAUGAUGGAAAGAGAAGCCUCUACACAGCAAACCCGCUUCCAGUGGCCCCCGCAGGGGUGGAUUUGGACGUCACGCUGCCGGGAGAAGGGGGUAAAGACCGGCCUUUUAAAGUCACCAUUAAGUUUGUGUCUCUGGUCAGCUGGCAUCUGCUGCAUGAGGUGCUGACCGGACGCAGCAUGCCCGAGCCUCUGGAGCUGGACAAGCCCAUCAGCACCAACCCGGUGCACGCGGUGGACGUUGUGCUCAGGCACCUGCCCUCCAUGAAAUACACUCCAGUGGGCCGCUCGUUCUUCUCUGCUCCGGAGGGUUACGACCAUCCUCUUGGGGGAGGAAGAGAGGUCUGGUUCGGCUUCCAUCAGUCCGUUCGACCCGCCAUGUGGAAGAUGAUGCUCAACAUUGAUGUGUCAGCCACGGCCUUUUACAAAGCACAGCCGGUCAUCCAGUUCAUGUGUGAGGUCCUGGACAUCCACAACAUUGACGAGCAGCCCCGUCCCCUCACCGAUUCUCACAGAGUCAAGUUCACCAAAGAAAUCAAAGGUCUUAAGGUGGAAGUGACGCACUGUGGAACCAUGCGGAGGAAGUAUCGAGUGUGUAACGUGACCCGCCGACCUGCCAGCCAUCAAACGUUCCCCUUGCAGUUGGAAAAUGGACAAACGGUGGAGCGGACCGUCGCCCAGUACUUCCGAGAAAAGUAUAACCUGCAGCUGAAGUACCCUCACCUGCCGUGUCUGCAGGUCGGCCAGGAGCAGAAACACACCUACCUACCCCUGGAGGUGUGUAACAUCGUAGCAGGUCAGCGAUGCAUCAAGAAACUGACCGAUAAUCAGACGUCCACUAUGAUCAAAGCCACUGCGCGCUCGGCACCGGACCGACAGGAGGAGAUCAGCAGACUGGUACGCAGUGCCAACUACGAGGCCGACCCGUUCGUGCAGGAGUUCCAGUUCAGGGUGCGGGACGAGAUGGCUCACGUGACGGGCCGUGUGUUGCCCGCGCCCAUGCUGCAGUACGGGGGCAGGGUGAGCUCAGAGAACUUUCUGAACCGGACCGUGGCCACGCCCAGUCACGGUGUGUGGGACAUGCGGGGAAAGCAGUUUCACACCGGUGUAGAGAUCAAGAUGUGGGCCAUCGCAUGCUUCGCCACACAGAGGCAAUGCCGCGAGGAGAUCCUUAAGGGGUUCACGGAUCAGCUGCGCAAGAUCUCGAAGGACGCCGGGAUGCCCAUCCAGGGCCAGCCGUGUUUCUGUAAGUACGCGCAGGGAGCCGACAGCGUGGAGCCCAUGUUCAGACACCUUAAGAACACCUACUCCGGCCUGCAGCUCAUCAUCGUGAUCCUGCCGGGGAAAACACCUGUCUAUGCGGAGGUGAAGCGUGUAGGAGACACUCUCCUAGGAAUGGCCACUCAGUGCGUGCAGGUGAAGAACGUGGUGAAGACGUCACCGCAGACGCUCUCCAACCUCUGCCUCAAGAUCAACGUCAAACUCGGCGGCAUCAACAACAUCCUGGUACCACAUCAACGGCCAUCAGUGUUCCAGCAGCCUGUGAUCUUCCUGGGUGCAGACGUCACACACCCUCCUGCUGGAGACGGAAAAAAGCCGUCCAUCGCUGCGGUGGUAGGCAGUAUGGACGCCCACCCCAGUCGGUACUGUGCCACCGUGAGGGUGCAGAGGCCGCGGCAGGAAGUGAUUCAGGACUUGGCCUCCAUGGUACGUGAGCUCCUCAUCCAGUUCUACAAGUCCACUCGAUACAAACCCACCCGGAUCAUCUUCUACAGGGACGGUGUGUCCGAGGGCCAGUUCAGACAGGUGCUGUAUUAUGAACUGCUGGCUAUCCGGGAGGCAUGCAUUAGCCUGGAGAAAGAGUACCAGCCCGGCAUCACCUACAUCGUGGUGCAGAAACGCCACCACACCCGCCUGUUCUGCGCCGACCGCAAUGAGAGGGUGGGUCGCAGCGGAAACAUUCCUGCUGGUACGACCGUCGACACGGACAUCACGCACCCUUACGAGUUUGACUUUUACCUCUGCAGCCAUGCUGGAAUACAGGGCACAAGUCGCCCCUCUCACUACCACGUGCUGUGGGACGACAACUGCUUCACAGCCGACGAGUUCCAGCUGCUCACCUACCAGCUAUGCCACACGUACGUGCGCUGCACACGCUCCGUCUCCAUCCCUGCUCCUGCCUACUACGCCCACCUGGUGGCCUUCCGUGCCCGCUACCACCUGGUGGACAAAGAGCACGACAGUGCCGAGGGAAGCCACGUCUCGGGUCAGAGUAACGGCCGAGACCCCCAGGCUCUGGCCAAAGCUGUGCAGAUUCACCACGACACCCUGAGGACCAUGUACUUCGCCUGAGAGCCCUGAUUCAUCCCACUCGCUCGCCCACACACCCUCCUCCUAAAUGCGGACCGGACACUGUGCGGCAGGAAGCGGUGGGGGUUUCGUCGGGGUGGGGGGUGGGGUUUGUCGCCAAUCCCAAAAGCGGCCUGACCGCGCACACCUGCUUUAAAACCACACCCAAAACUCAGCACUGUUAUGCAAUAUUAAACCAGCCAACCACGUUUUCUUAUUUAUUUCGGAGGAAGGUGACCCUUGCACCAAACAAAAGGGAGUUCCCACCCCCACCCCACCCCCGUUUGUCUGCUUGAUUUGUUUACCUCAAGGUUGUAACAGCAGCACUUUGACCGCCCAGGUUUUGCAGGAAGGAGUUGGGAAAGGGACGAGUUUGUCUUCUAGAUUGUCAGUUGUUCUGAAUUAUAUGUUAGGAAUAUCUCAAAUUCACACACGAGCUCUAAUUACAAGUGCCACCCAUUCGGUCCAGAUGUUAUAACAAACUGCUUUUCUUUUUCUUUUUUUUUCUUUCUUUCUUUUUUUUUUCUUCUUUUUUCUUUAGAGCUGUUUCUUUCCUUGAAGCUUCAUGCCAAGUUCGUCGUCCCAUUGUGAUUCAGAUCGCUGAGCUUUUAUUUACUACAAUGCGAAGUGAUCUUAUUUUUAACCUUUGUGUAUAAAAUUGUAGGUUUUUUUUUUUUUUUAAUCUGGUUUUGUUUUUAAUUUCUCCCAGUAUUUAUUUGCCUGUUUUUAGAUGAAUUUUGACUGCUUCUCCCCCCCCCCCCCUCCUUCCCUGCAUUCUCCUUUUCCCUCCUUCUUAUUCUUUCUUCUCUUGUUUUAAAAACCGAGUAGAGGCCAUGUUACAGGACAGAUUGUGAUAUUUAUGUGGUUUUAGUGCAAUAAUCGAUCAGCGCCUAUGUAGAGUACAGCUUUCAGGAUCAUGUGAGAACGGUGUAGGGAUAAGGAUGUGAGGAAAAGGAUUGCAACCCAGCGCUCUGUACCUGAGUAGGAGAUGGAGGGUUGUCGUGUAGAAGGUGGAAACGUGUAUGUUUGGCACUUUUACAGUUGCAUGCGCAUACAUAUAUAUAUAUAUAUAAAGUGUAUAAUAAAAUACUAGAUCUCUUUGACGAGGGUUCGAAAUCAAGUGCCUGGUUUUAGAAAAGGAAUAUUUUCUAGAAGGUUUUUUUUUUUUAAUGGAAGAUUUUAAGAAAAUGGUUCGCUGGAGUUGUGAUUAUUAUUAUUAUUAUUAUAAUUAUUAUUUAGAGGUCACAACUUUAUUCGAUUGCAGAAAGCCAUGAUCUGUUCUUAACUUCUGUUUUGUGAUUGAACACAAGGUUAAGAAUUCCUUUCACUGGUCAGUAUUGCGUGAUCGUCUUUGGAUUCAGUACGAGUCCUCUCCCAGCUUUUUAUCCUGCACAGCAGAAACGUAUUCUACCAUCGUCUGCCAUUUCUGAUCAGGAUCUAGCUGCUAUUGUAAAGGUUCCUUUGACGAGACUGACGGCGUGCUUCGGGUUCAUUCAAGGAUGAAAGCGAGCAAGUGAAGUGAUGCAGCGACACACGGGGUGUGGGUGUGUGUGUGUCUCGUGCUUGUUCACCAGAGGGCCAGUAGAGGGCAGUGUGGCGUUUUACUUGCUGGCUCUCUUCCUCCUUCUGAAGCAUGUCCCGUUUCGUAAGCGAGGGGACAGUAACCUGCACUAAUUGAAGCUGAAUAAAGCUUGGUGCUAUACUGUGCAUCGUUUAUGGUGCACACUACAGAGAUUUUGAUGUGAGGGUGGGAACAUAGUGUGCGCAAAUGGUGCUGGCUACAUAUCUCUUUUUGUUACAACAGACAUUUGGGUUGUGUUUGAUUAGGCGUGCUGUUUGAAGAGGACAGAUGUGGUACCUUUUGAUACCCAGACCUCAAACCAGUUCACGUCAUGCUAAAUGGUCCCUGAUGACGUUUAUCAAUUUUAUUACUUACCAGAAGGAAAAGAAAUUUUAAUAAAUCAGACUUCCUUUCCAGUCCAAUCCAGAGCUGACGUAUUUAUAACUCUCUCCUUUUUUUUUUUUUUUUUCUUUCUUUUUAUUUUUAUUUUUUUUGGUUUUUAAAUGAUUUCCUAAACAAAGAAAUGUAACUGUACUGACUUUCUGAUGUUACUAAAUACUAGACCGUGAUAAUGGUGCAAGAUUAUGUUAUGUAGAGAUUAAGAAUGUGCUUUUAAGGCUGUACUUUUGUGUCUGAAGCAUCUUCUGAGCAGAGAUAUUAGUGCAUGUGCUAAAGUCGAGCAUCACAGUAAGCUUGAACGCAUCACCAUGUAAUCAGGUGAUACGGUGUAGUGUCUAAAGUUUGUACCAAGUCCAUUUUCUCAUUUUCAAAACGAUACCAAUAUUCUAGUACCAGUAGUACCGAUACCAAGUCACGAAGCCUGCUCAUCGCAAGCUUCAGUCACUAAGUUCAUUAAAUCGUUACAAGCAUGUCGGUGCGCUGUAGGACAGUUUAUGUCCCGUGGUUAAUGUGUAAAGAUCUGUGUUGUGUAUUUCAACACCACAUAAAAAGCAUCACCGGAUCGGAUAACCCGCCAGUUUGAACCCCUGAUCCAAUGCUGAUAUCGAUACUGUGAUGAGUAUGUCUUUUUAAAUAAUUGAACCACUAUCUGAGUUAUGGUUGCUCAUCAGUUUUUUUUUUUGUUUUGUUUUGUUUUUUUUUGUCCCACCACGACAAUGUAGAGUAUUUAUAAAUGUCCUGUUGAAGGAACGUUCUGGUAGCAGAUGUUACGAAUAAAGCUGUGUAGCAUGUCGGACCGGAUGGUGCUUAGCGUGUAGCAGUUGUGUUUCGCCUCACGAGCGUUCCCGGCGGCGUGUCGUUUUUCGCCCGGCGCAGUCGCCGACGUUUCGCUAUCCGGUCCUCUUUCACGAAGUCAGCUCGAAGCGCCAUCUCGAAACCCGUAGACCUUCCCCCCUUUUUCAGUGUUUCAGUGUAAAACGUGUGGAGCCAAAAGAGGUUAAAGUCCUUAGAAAGUGCCUUUCCUCAUGAUGGUGCUGAAGAAUCCGAAUUCAAGCGACAGAUCAAACCGUUUUCUUUAUCGUACCUUGCACACAUGCAGACGCAUGCACAAGCUUACAUUCACACAUUUUUCAUCUAAAGAACGAGGCUUGGUGAAGUCUCCGUGUAUAUUCAGUUAUAACGAUGAUAAUAUAUGCCAAGUAUAUAUAUUUAAAUAAAAUUAAAAAACAACCAUAUAUAUGAUUGAGCUCUGGGGUUUGUGUCCGGACCAGCGGGGGGGGAUUGGUACCCAGCGUGACACGGAGAGAGAAGCCUAGCACAGCACUUUAAAGACUGCCACCCAAACAGGAAGUAAAGACUGAUUUUUGCUUUCUGAUUUAUUUAUUUAUUUUUUUAAUCUUCUAAGCACGUUAGGCAUGUGCCGGACAAAAUAUCCUCACUAUCCCAGCAUCCCGUUUGGACGGACGUUGCCUGGACAGGCGGCUUUUCGGGGCAAUGUUUGCAUUUUGAAGGUAGUGCAGUUUCACUGCUCAUUAUUAAAAUUCUAAUGAGUGGAAAUCCGCCCCGCCCCCAGGCGGAACGAGACUGCUCAGCAGCUCCUUAUAAGGAACUCGCAAGGCAUCGUGUAGUUUCAAUGACAUUCGCGACGUCUACCCGAGACCGCUCGAUUACAUUCGGAUAAGUCUGUGACGAAACUUUAGGCUGGUAUGUAUGAAUUUAAUAUUGGCACAUGCCUGUUCAACAGGUCUAGGUUUUCUGCUUGGCUCCCCGCUGGUUUGAGUUCGCUUCAAGUGGCUCGGUCAGCUCUCGUGCAAUGCCCUAUAGAAAGUACUUACAGAUAUCAUAUGAGUCUAUUUUAUUAUCUUCGUUAUCUUUUGACCCGGAGUAUUAGGGUCGAGAAUUAGAGACCCCUCGGGCGCUCGUCGGUCACAUGGGUGCCCGUCGGUCCAGGAGGAAAUACCUCUUACAAGAGAUCUCGAAACACUGCACCUCACUGACCUUGGUAUGCUGCAAAUGUUCAAUUAAACGAGUUAAACUGCAAACAUUGCUUUGAUUACAGUAUCAGUGCUAGACUUAAUGCCUGACGACAUUUAUCCUUAACUAUUUGAGUAGAUAUAAUUGUAAGAAGUGUUCUUUUGUGCGUGUGUGUGUGUCUCUUUAACACUUCUUUGUUUAUUGAGCCAACUUUUCAUUUUUUUUUUUUUUUUUUAUGUCUUAUUUAAUUUUUCUUUUUUUCUUUUUUUUUUCUUUUAAUAUAUUCGAAAUAUAUGCGAAAUAUUUUACGGUGUAUUUAUUAAAGCGUUCUAAAUUGCGGCUGGAGGGUCCGCAUAGCAGGCAGCGUUGUGGAGGGGGGAAAGGAGGGGCAGCAAGAGGGCACCAAAUCCCAAACGAACAGUAACAGUAACACUGUCCUGUUAAACGAGAGCCCGUCAGAUCCGGUGCCGAAGAGCCGGUUUCUUUUUCAAACCGAGUCUCCCGGAACCGUCUGGUUUCCCUGAUUUAGUACCGGGACAGAAUCCAAUGACCCGGUCGGGUUCAAUCAGAAGUGUGCGGAUUUAUCAAUUGUACACUAUUUUGCAGUACGUACUCAACACCUUACAGUAUUAUUAUUAUUAUUAUUAUUAUUAUUAUUAUUAUUAUUAUUAUGGACUGCUAAAAAAAAACAAACAUCAUUACCCCUGUGUUAGAUAUGUUGGUGCUUCAUUCAGAAGGUGUCCUCGUUUUGGACAGAAAUGGCCUGCGUAGAGAAGGCAAUCCCACAAUUCUGUUCACCAUACUGUAGAGACGAGCACUUUUAGUUAGGAUAAUACAGACGUCAAUUCACGUGAGAGACCUUAUCGGGACUGGAUUUUGUACAUCAUCUCUAAACGCCGUGAAGGCGACUGAGGACCUGAGGUUGUGUUAAGGCAUAUUCCAGUAUCUUCAAGAAAUGAUUCUGAUUCUUAGGCGUGAUGUGGAGCAGAGUUACUGUUACCACGUCAAAGUUGAUUAUUCACCUAUAGCGGCACGUCCUGAGUCGAUUUAUUCCUCUUAUACCACAGCAAAUUGCUAACUAUUACUACUUUUAAAAUCUGUCGCACGUAACGUCAAAUGUCCGCAAAAAAGUUUGUUCCCGUUACCACUUGCACUAUACCAGCUAAAAACAAUCGUUCUGUCAUCGCCCUUUCUUUUUUUCCUCUCUCUCCUAUAAAAUGGACAAGACCAAAAAAAAAAAUAAAAAUAAAAAUGCAGAUUGUCAUGAUUGUUCUUGAGGAACCGAAAAAGCACAAAUUCAGACUGUUACCAAGGAGCUGACGCUGGAGACUCCUUCCAUAGACGCUGAAUAAACGUCUCCUCGCAGAAAACUUAGGAGUAGGAGUUUGCUGUAGAAAUGAGAAGGUCGCUUUAGAAGCCAUGACGUUUAGAACAUUCUUACAGGAUUACAGCCAGCAAAAAAAAAAAAAAAACCACUGUCAGUCAUCAACACCUUUUGACGAAUCAGAUUUGAGAAUUCAACAGCGCUGUGGUAUAAAUGGUAUAAUUCCGACGUUAAAAUCUUACGUCGCGUUGAGGAUAAACUUUUGAUCAUUGUCUGGGACACUGGGAAUGAUUUCACCGUUGAGGCCCGGUGGCUUCGGGGCCCUCGCUAGCACGGGGUUUCAUCCUCCCGUCCAAAGACAUGCGUUGUAGACCGAUCGUCACUUCUAAAUUGUCCGAAGUGUGUGCGAUUCGUGUCCUGCGAUGGGUCGGCAACCCCGUCCGCGAUUUCACCUACCCUUCUGCCCCGAGUUCCCUGCAAUAGGCUCCACUCUCCCCUACGAUCCUGUGUAAAAGAAUAAGCAGUAUGCAGAAUGAAUGAUUGAAUGGAUGGACAAUUGCUCAGUUCAGCAUGUUUCUCCUCAGUGGAACUCUCAUCUAGUGAACGGAAUCAUGGGAUUGCCUGCUCGUUCGAAUUAAGGACCUGUCCCCAUGCUGCCGUCUGAAUAAGCCCGGGCUCUUCGAGAGCCUCGUCGUGAAUAGGACGUGACGAGAAUUUAGAAAUGAUUUGCAGGAGUUUGUCUAAUCGAUUAUUUGCACAAGCCCGUUCGGUGUUAACGACGAACUUAACACUACAUCCAGAGGAAAGGAAAUCGAGCUGCUCCACCCCGAACCCCUCUGAAUGCUGCUUAUUUUCUGUUUAGGGGACAGAGAACCACACUGACGAUACAAUAAACAAAGCUGACGUGUUUUCAAAUCCAGAGCUGCUAAAACUCCAGCCAUAGAAGUUCCCCUGCGUUCCGGGGCGGGCAGUUCGUAGUCGUGUGCUCGAGUGAGUCGUCUUUUGUGCCAGAGCCAUUUAAGGAGAGAGCAGGAAGUAAAACGAGUCCCAUUCCUCUCGGAUGACAUGAGCCUCAGCCUUAACUGUUGUCAGAUUAUUAUUAUUAUUAUUAUUAUUUUUUAAUUAUUAUUUCUGUUUAUUAAAUGCCUUAGUUUGUAUAGAGAAGUAUGCUAACUCGCAGUCGCGUCUUAUAAACCACUAACUGUGCGAACCCCCACGUGUGAAAACGUCCUACUCGUCCAUGUACGGCUCCUCCAGUCCAGCACGAUCUAAGACAGUCACGAUCUGACAGCCACAGCUCGUACCACCGUCUCGUCAUCGAUCGCAGGUUUCGUCUUCAGCCAUUAGUUCAUUUAAUGAAGGGGGGGGACAGAACCAUGCAGUUCCGGUGGAGUUCACGCAUGGAGAGUAACGCACAUGCACAACUGUUCCUGAAUUUGUGGAUUGUUUACAAACAGUUGUUUACUGAAAACGUCAAGCUCCAGCAUUCCAAAAUGACGACUGUGGACGCCGAAUAGCGUCACGAGUUAGCAGAUCGAAAAAAAGAAAAAAAGUUCCUUUAAUUUUUCCUCUAAAUGCAUCGUCUUUCGUGUCCGUCCACGGCACGGGACGCUGAACUCCACGACAUCUUCAAAAGAGUAAAGUUUAUCCCUAGAGGAACCAAAGUAUGCACUCUUUCAGCUAAGUGUCCUUCAGGACUGUCCUUCAGCUCGGGGGGUCUCAAGGACGUUCUUCACGAAUGUUUCAUGUUCCAGGAGCUCCAUGACUCUGUCUCCCUCUCUCUCUCUGUGUCGCUACACCAAGGGGUCUUUUUAUUUUACCUUUAAAAGUAUUUCUUAUGUAUGUUUUGUAACUCUUUCUCUGAUGGCCUUUUAGUGUUGCUUUGCCUUAGAUUGAAGUGUAUCUUUCACUACUAAUUGCAAUAAAACAAAAGCUUUGCUUUUA
Messenger RNA from Ictalurus punctatus (channel catfish), 10513 nucleotides. It is a transcript of the gene ago3a, whose product is annotated as protein argonaute-3. The coding region runs from base 711 to 3314 and encodes 867 amino acids. The record is from RefSeq and is a predicted model, not a curated record. NCBI's taxonomy places the organism in Eukaryota, Metazoa, Chordata, Actinopteri, Siluriformes, Ictaluridae. Gene Ontology annotation, biological process: regulation of stem cell proliferation; regulatory ncRNA-mediated gene silencing. The transcript has 19 exons. Gene Ontology annotation, molecular function: protein binding; RNA binding.